Molecule: messenger RNA, 2513 nt
Organism: Salmo salar (Atlantic salmon)
Lineage: Eukaryota; Metazoa; Chordata; Actinopteri; Salmoniformes; Salmonidae
Gene: nrgnb
Product: neurogranin (protein kinase C substrate, RC3) b
Biological process (GO): regulation of growth
Molecular function (GO): calmodulin binding
Source: RefSeq, a predicted model, not a curated record
UACAAUAGGUCUGUGGGAGCACAGCAGGUAAUCAACCUUAAUGAGACUGGGAAGAUAGACCACAUGGUUUGUGUGCUUACAGGGGGUUGUUUCGCACUCUCUCUUUCUCUCUCCCACCCUCUCUCUCACACACUCUAUGCAAGCGUAUACUAGGGAGUGUCUGUUAGUGGGAACGAGACGUCUCUAGUGGAGACACGAGAUACAUCUUGCUCGGUCAACACUGAGUGUACAGGCAAAAGGCAUUUUAGGUCAGUUCAUCCGAAGAUUGCUCAUCAUGGACUGCCACAUUGAAGAAUGCAGCCAACCCCAGGAGGAGGAGGACAUCAUGGACAUACCUCUGGAUGACCCCGAGGCCAACAAGGCAGCUGCCAAGAUCCAGGCUGGCUUCCGUGGUCACAUGACCAGGAAGAAGAUUAAGCCUACUGACAAGCCUGAGGGGGAGGAGGAGGAUGAGGAAGUGAGCAGCAGUGGUGAGGCCCUCAACGGAAACCAGGGGGACACAGUAUCAGGAGGAUCAGAGGGAGUAGAGAGAGAUGACACAUCUGUGCCGGAACAGUGAAGCCUCUGACCUCGAUGAAGAGAAGAAGAAGAAGAAGAAGAAGAGGAAGAAGAAGAAGAAGAGGAAGAAGAAGAAGAAGAAGAAAAAAAAGAAGAAGAAGAAGAGGCAUGGCUGUGGCUGUACCUUUUUUUUCGAGGGGAGCAACUUUCUAUGUAACACAAAAAAAGAAGUGUAUUAUCCAGAUUUUGGGAUGUGUCAUCUGAUUUGUGAACUCUUUAACACUCCUGCUUCCAGGCCCAAUCUGCGUGGAUGGUCUUUGACCCAAAUUUGCGUCUCUCACUGCAUGUACUUGUGAAACUUCUGGUAGUGUGCUAGUCUAGAAGAAGAUAUGUGAGGCUGAUAAUAAUUGUUUUCUCAUGCUAAACAGGCCUAAUUUGAGUCGAAUAUAAAGUUUGUGUACAAUUAUGCAUUAUGAACGCACGUCAACCGCUGGAAUGCUUGUUUCUAUGUUGCUUCAGGUGCUUGUAUAAUUACUAUUUCAUUAUUUCUGGUGUACACAAUAUCGCUAAAAGGGAGGUAGAGACCCUUAUUGGUUAUUGGAAGGCAUACUAUUUAAGUUGAUAAUUAAUGUAUUGUUAUUUAGAUUUGUAGUCUUUUAAGUGUUGUGCACCAUAAUGAAUAAUGGAAUCACUUUCACAUAUUGGUCAGCGUCACCAUUUUCUCCACAUCAGAUCUUCCAACACAGUAAGCAUGCAGUACUAUGUACUAUAGUUUAUUUGCGGAUAGUAGUACUCACGUUAAGCUUUAUCCUUAGAGAAAUUGCUAAACUAUUGACCUAAAUCAGGUGGUAUUAUUAUCAGGGGUUGGAACCCAAAUUAUUUUCCAAUCGUUUCGUUCUGAACAGAACCAUCAUUUUUUUUAUUUCCAUUCCACUGUUCCGACCUGCAAAAUGAAGUUCUGAACCGGUUCUUACCCCAAAAAAUUACAAGUAUAUAACUUUCAUUUCUGUUCUUUUAUAAACCUCUGAAAUAUAUAUAUUUUUUUACAUUAGCUCAACAUUAAAUGACUUCACCAAUUAGUGCGGAUAGAGCAGCUUGCUAUGGAGUGGGCAAGCUAUAGUUGUUUUAGCCUUUGCAGCUUAGGCAGCCGUUAGGCUGGCUACAGUUGUUAACAUGCGCGAUGGACGGUCACGUGUAGGGGCAUGAGAUGCAACUGAAAUUUUGCAGGUGGGGAGAGAGCGAGAAAUGCUGGAGGGGGAGGCUUGACUUGAAGCGCUGGGCAUUAUUAUGACAUGCAUUAUCUGAAUUAGGGCCACAUCAUUAUUCCUACAUAGGAGCGGUUUCUAUGGAGGAACUUUGAAUGUCUUUGAACUUCCGAGUGUUGGCUUAAAGUUGGACCAGAGCUAGCUAGCUAGCUUUCUAACAAGCUUGUGUGUGCAGAGUGGCACCAGAAUUAAAAACACAUCAUACCUUUUUGUAGUUAAUAAAUCUAAUGUGAAACGUGAUAGUAUCUGUAACUAGCAUCGAAAAACUGAAUCCAUUCUUCUCUAAUUAUAAAUCUGAAUUUCUGAAUCACGCUUGUAACGUCAGUAGGCUACAGUAGACUAAGCUUCGGAGGGAGAGGGGCAGGUUGCCUACACAUGCAGAUGCACUGGCAAAGAUUUUCAGCUGGCAGGCAGACACUGGAAUAAGUUUUUGAGUGACGGAGUGAGGGCUUUGCAAAGGCACAUUGUUGCAUUUUUUUAUGGGACUGAAAAAAAAUGCCUGGAAUGUAAAAUAACGUUAUUAACCGGUCACCAUGCUUUUAAAUGAACUGUCCUGUUCCAGAACGGUAUAGAUCACUUUCUUUCACAGUUCUGAUUCUGUUCCUCAUAUUUUUGGGUUAUUUUCUGGUUUUCGGUUCUGUUCCCUGAACCGGUUCCAACCCCUGAUUAUCAUCAUGCUUCAUGAACAGAUUUAAUUAAAUCAUUGUAAAAGAAUAACAGUUGUAAAUCAAUAAAUCCAUAUCAAAUGUU